Molecule: messenger RNA, 1644 nt
Organism: Drosophila montana
Lineage: Eukaryota; Metazoa; Arthropoda; Insecta; Diptera; Drosophilidae
Exons: 1
Coding region: 1-1428 (475 amino acids)
Source: RefSeq, a predicted model, not a curated record
AUGUGUGACAAGGUCCAUCGCGUUGUUGUGUCCCUCACAGACACAAUGCACAAGUCAGCCAACAGCAGCAAGGAGACACCAAUCGAUAGCGACGUCAAGUUACUGGACAAGACCACAUUGCUCCUACGCUCCAAGAGCGGUACGGAAGCGGCCAAGGCGCCGACGCCGCACUAUUAUCAACAGCUGCAGUUUGACGCUGUUGGCUAUGAGGAAGAUCGACAUGUGCGCUGCGAGCUGAACGGGCUUGUGGAUCAAAUGAUUCGGAAUCAUCGUCACGGAUGUCUCCUGAGGUUGACGCCUCGUCGUUCACAUAAUCUUAAGCUUCUGACGCAUCUAUUGGUAUCGGACUUGGACAAGAUUCUGCUAAAGCUGCCCUACCAAGUCAUUGGUAUCAAUGUGGAGUACUAUGAUGUGCGCAAAUUCGAUAUGGUCAACAUGCUGUUGUGGUCGCAUCGGGGUAAGAUGCAGUCAAGCAAACGUAAUAUGCAGACAACGCGCGAGAUGUUCCAAUGGCUGCACAACGAAUAUGCUGUGCUGCGUGGACGCGGCACUGGCGACGACCACAUCAAUGUGGAAUUUGUGCUCAGUGAAGGCGUCCAUAAGCAGCACAAGGUGCAUCUAUCUAUAUUCGAUAUCUUUGACUGCAAUGGCCGGACGGAUAUUACCAACUUCUUCAAGGCGCUGCCCACCGGUAAGCGCAGCAAGAGUACGCUGCUCACCGACUGCAUCAAGGAAUCGUUUGAUGCCAAGCGACCCAUCUUUACCUUGGUGCUGUGUGAAAUGCCUCUGGAUAAGGAGUGCACACGGGAGAUGCACAAGUUUCUGCAGCUGGCGGACAUGGUCUGUAUGAGCAUUGGCGCUACGCACAGCAAGAUGGAACUCCAGGCAAAAUCCAUCGAAUCCAAGACAUCGCUACACAGCAGAACAAGGAUAAGCAGCAGCAGCAACCAGUCACUAGAUCCGAUUAGGAAAUACUCUCAACGGAACUUGGCCAGCAUGUCGCUCCGUUAUCGUCCGGUGAGCCUCUCCCAUGAGGACUACAGUAAACUUGCCGCCUGGUAUCAUCGCAUUGACACCAAGUAUAACGAAGUUAAGGUCUGCAUGGAACGCCACUACAAUGUCCAGUAUCGCCAAAAAUUUUUGAAACUCUGUAAGCAGCUGAACUCCUACCGCAUCCUGACUGACAAAAGCGGCGGCGAUGCCCAGGGCGUGCUGCUAAAGAAUAGCUCAAGAGAUCUGGCGGCAUCGGCUAAUUAUAUAGAGGCACUUAAGCGAUUUCGCCAAUUGGAAAAGGAGGUCAAUAAGUCCAACUUUGCGCCCACCUUGUCGACUUAUAUGAGCACCAAGAACUACGAGCUUCUUAAUGCGGAGGAGACGCUGCAACAACAGGAAAUAUCAAAUUUACGGGAGCACAGAGACCGGAUAUAAAACACCAGAGUUCUGAUAUUUUGGUUGGGAAUCAUACAAUUGCCUGCUUACUGCCUAGAUCAAAAUAUUCUUCCAAAUGAUUUCUAUGCAGCAAUCAGUCAAAAAGCUGUGAACCCUGCGCAAAACUUCGAAAUAACUUUAAUAUCAGUUUUUGGAAUUUGUCUCUUUCAUUUCAUAUAAGUUAAAUAUAUAUUUUUUGUAAUGAGAAACACGAAA